Molecule: messenger RNA, 1599 nt
Organism: Colletotrichum gloeosporioides
Lineage: Eukaryota; Fungi; Ascomycota; Sordariomycetes; Glomerellales; Glomerellaceae
Product: Vitamin H transporter
Exons: 5
Coding region: 1-1599 (532 amino acids)
Biological process (GO): transmembrane transport
Cellular component (GO): membrane
Molecular function (GO): transmembrane transporter activity
Source: RefSeq, a predicted model, not a curated record
AUGGCGGACAAACAGAGCUAUGGUGUUGACAUAACUGCGAACUGCCGACCAGAAAACGCACGCGACGAGGAUCGUCAAGGAGAUACCGACGGUCCCCUUGGUGAACACCAAUCGAACCGAAACUUCAGCAAAAAGUCAUUCUUUGCCUGGUUCGACAGUAAUGACGGCCCCUUGGAACGAAGAGUGAUACUAAAGCUUGACUUUUUUAUUCUGACAUAUGCCUUCGUGGGCUUCUGGGUGUGUAGUCAAUCGUCAAGUGCCUUGUCUGGGUUGGGGUUCUUGCUAACCAUAACCAAAGAUUUUGUACAUCGACAGAGGCAUACUUACCAAUGCGUACAUCAGUGGUAUGCGAGAAGGCAAGAUCUCGAGCUCUUUGGCAACGAAUUGGUGCAAUUGGGUUCCAUCUUCAGCGUAGGGUACUGUGUGUAUGUUGUCUUCAUUCCCUUUUACAAAUCUCUGCUAUGCGGAAUCCUGAUCGCAACGCUCCUGGUCACGAAGUAUCCUGCUCAAUAUGUAAUCCCGACUUCGAUGACGAUUUGGGGGGUAUUUACGUUGUUGUGCUACCGUGCAAACAGCUUCGCAGAGCUAGCAGGCUAUCGCUUUUUAGUUGGUUUUCUUGAAGGUGGGUUCCUGGGGUACCGAGGCGACGAGCUCGUGCGCCGAGCCGGAAUAUUUUACGUCUCAAGCGGUGUCGGCACGAUGACAACCGGCCUGCUCUCUUCUCGUAUCUAUCAGUCCUUGGAUGGCGCUCUGGGCCAUCCGGGAUGGCGGUGGAUGUACAUCGUCGCGUCAAUAAUGACUUUUCCAAUUGCCGCAUGGGGGGCAAUAACCUUUCCAGGUACACCGAGGGAUGGGAAGAGAUGGUACUUCACAGAUGAGGAGUUUGCCAUGGCGAAACAAAGAAUGAUUCUUGAAGGUCGAUUCGAUCCUAAGGGAUUGAGUUUAUCUUGGCUUUCCGUCAAACGAUUCCUCGGCAGGUGGCACUUUUGGGUGCUCGUCCCUUGGAAUGUGAUGUGGCUGAUGGGAUAUGAGAGUAUGGUCACAGGGAGCCCAACACUGUGGCUGCGAAGUAACGAGCAAUAUUCUGUGGCACAGGUCAACAACUUCACCGCAAUAAGUCCAAGCAUAGGGAUCUUGUUCAUUCUCGGGUUCUCAUGGACAAUUGACAAGGGUGGGCAGAAGGCGAUCGCCCCCUUAAUUGGAUCGGUCAGCCUGCUUCAUUUCAUUUCCAAAUUCGCUUGGAUAGUUUACGAUCACACUUCAUUCGGUUUUAAGUGGUUUGCUGUGGCCAUUAGUUACAUCGAGGUCUCCCUGUCUCCCAUUAACUAUAGUCUUGCGAACCUCGCUUGCGCCGGCGAUGCUGAAGAACGAGCCUUUGUCGUCAGUUCCAUGUUGGCAAUCAGUACCGCCUUCGGAACAUGGGUUCCUAUCGUGGCUUUUCCAACGGUUGAGGCUCCUCGCUUUUUCAGGGGUUAUGUCAUGGAAGCAGUCAUGCAGGUGACAUACUUUUCGUGGACUUGUUUCGUGGUUUGGUAUUCGGCGAGAGACCGGCGUCGCAAACAGAAUGCAGAAGGACCUACAGGUGAUUCGUCUACAUAG